CACAAACCCUCCCUCAGGGCGUCCCCGUCUGGACUACAGGAGAAAGUUUGGGAGGCAGGUUCAACUUUUCAACUUGGCGGGGAAUUCCUCUCCCUCUUACACAGUUUGUAGUGCGGGGGCGGCGGGGUGACAGCCCCAGUGCAUGAAUCAGCCACCCCUCAGGCUCCGCCCCGGGGGGGUCGGCCGGACGCUCGCCCCGCAUAAAGCGGGCACCCGGGCUGCCUGGAGUAGAACGCUGCGCACCUCCUCCCGCCAGGCGCUUUCUCGGACGCCCUUCCCGGCGGGCCGCUCGACCCCCUGCACCAUGGACCCCACUCGCCCCCUGGAGCUGUCGAUUCUGCUGCUGCUCCUGACGGAGGCUGCACUGGGCGAUGCUGCUCAGGAGCCAACAGGAAAUAACGCGGAGAUCUGCCUCCUGCCCCUAGACUACGGACCCUGCCGGGCCCUACUUCCCCGUUACUACUACGACAGGUACACGCAGAGAUGCCGCCAGUUCUUGUACGGGGGCUGCGAGGGCAACGCCAACAAUUUCUACACCUGGGAGGCCUGCGACGAGGCUUGCUGGCGGAUAGAAAAAGUUCCCAAAGUUUGCCGGCUGCAAGUGAGCGUGGACGACCAGUGUGAGGGGUCCACAGAAAAGUAUUUCUUUAAUCUAAGUUCCAUGACAUGUGAAAAAUUCUCAUCUGGUGGGUGUCACCGGAACUGGAUUGAGAACAGGUUUCCAGAUGAAGUUACUUGUAUGGCCUUCUGUGCACCAAAGAAAAGUCCAUCAUUUUGCUACAGUCCAAAAGAUGAGGGACUGUGCUCUGCCAACGUGACUCGCUAUUAUUUUAAUCCAAGAUACAAAACCUGUGAUGCUUUCACCUAUACUGGCUGUGGAGGGAAUGACAAUAACUUUGUUAGCAGGGAGGAUUGCAGACGUGCCUGUGCAAAAGCUUUGAAAAGGAAAAAGAAGAUACCAAAGUUUCGCUUUGCCAGUAGAAUCCGGAAAAUUCGGAAGAAGCAAUUUUAAACAUUCUUAAUAUGUCAUCUUGUGAAUGCUUAUUUGCCUUUAUGGUUAUAUGUGAAGAAUAAUAUGACAGCAUGAGGAAACAAAUCAUUAGUGAUUUAUUCACCAGUUUUUAUUGACACAAGUCACUUUUUAAAAAAUUUGUAUGUUUUUUAUACACAGCUAGCUGCUAUUCAAAUGUGAAUCUACCAUUUUUAAUUUAUGGUUCAACUGUUUGUGCGACUGAAUUCUUGCAAUGCAUAAGAUAUAAAAGCAAAUAUGACUCACUCAUUUCUUGGGAUUGUAUUCCUGAUUUCAGAAGAGGAUAAUAACUGAAACAACGUAAGACAACAUAAUCAUGUGUUUUUUAAGAUAUUUGAGAAUAUAAAGGACUAGCAAAUAAAACUCAUUUUGCUUUAAAAGUUGGAUUAUAUUUUAGGCCCAAGAAGAUGAAGUCGCAGAUUUACCAACACUUUAAAAAUAUUACUCCCAUUUUAUUGUGUUAGAUUGCAGUACAGUGAGUGAAUAAGGGGAUUUAUUUGAAAGAUCAUAACUUUCUUGACUGAUUUAAAAAGCUGAUCAAUUUAUUAAAGCCAGAAAUGUUGUCCUCUGGGAAAACAAUUUCUAUCUAUUUAUCUACCAAUCCCCACUCACAUGUAUAUGUUUGUGUUUACAUAUAGAUAGAUGGAAGGAUUUUCCUGGUGUUACAUUAUUUCCUAAGACAGAGUGGGUUGGAGACCACUAAAGUUAUAAAAACCAAGGAAAGUAAAGUUUUUCAAAUGUUUGUACUGUUUAAGGUGUUUAUUUAUAUAAACCAUGCAUAAAUUUAAUAAUUUAAUUUUAACCAGUAAAUUAUCAUUGAUUAAAUAUGCUCAUUCCAAUGAAA
Messenger RNA from Macaca mulatta (Rhesus monkey), 1874 nucleotides. It is a transcript of the gene TFPI2, whose product is annotated as tissue factor pathway inhibitor 2. The record is from RefSeq and is a predicted model, not a curated record. NCBI's taxonomy places the organism in Eukaryota, Metazoa, Chordata, Mammalia, Primates, Cercopithecidae. Gene Ontology annotation, biological process: negative regulation of peptidase activity. Gene Ontology annotation, molecular function: serine-type endopeptidase inhibitor activity. Gene Ontology annotation, cellular component: extracellular region.